UCCAGCCGCGGCGGCGCUUCGACGUCCUCCCUGCGUCUCCCCCCCCAAGGCAGCGGCAGUGGUCCCGUCCUUCCGCUAGGCGUCUCGGAAAGACCAGAGUUUAUUCAGACGAUUAAAAGCACCGAAGCAGCUGCCGGAGCCGCGAGACGACUGGGAGGAGUCGCUGCCUCGGCGUAGCGUUUUGGGAAAAGCGACCCGAGCCUCUCCCGCCGCCAGCAGCGUCAGGACCACCCGGCUCGCCAGGCGAAGUUCUGUUGAUUUGUGACCAUGCGUGAAUACAGUGAAAGCAAGGAGACAUGUAUGACCAUCUGUCUCAAAUACCUGCUGUUCAUCUUCAACUUCUUCUUCUGGCUGGCAGGCGGAGCUGUGAUGGCAGUGGGCAUCUGGACCCUAGCUGAGAAGAGUGACUACAUUAGUCUCUUGCAGUCCAAUAUAUACCUGGCAACAGCCUACAUUCUGGUGGUGGCAGGUGCUGUUGUCAUGAUUACUGGCAUAUUGGGUUGCUGUGCAACCUUCAGGGAGCAACGGAGCCUGCUGAAAGUGUAUUUUGUACUACUACUCUGCAUCUUCCUGCUUGAGAUAAUUGCUGGAAUCCUGGCCUGUGUCUAUUACCAGCAGCUGAACCACGAGCUGAAGGAAAAUCUGAGAAACACGAUAAUCAAGAAGUAUCGGAAAAAAGGAGAAGAGAGUGUGACUAAUGCGGUGGACAAACUUCAGCAGGAGUUCAAGUGCUGCGGCAGUCAUAAUUACACAGACUGGAGUGACAGCUAUUGGUACAAAGUUGAAAAAGAAGGAAGGAAGGUCCCGGAUAGCUGCUGCAAGACGAUGACUGAUACCUGUGGUAAAAGAGAUCAUCCUUCAAAUAUCUACAAAGAGGGUGGCUGUAUCACUAAGCUGGGAAACUUUAUCCAGGAACACUUGAUAAUUAUUGGAGCGGUAGGGCUGAGCAUUGCAUUUGUACAGAUAUUUGGGAUGUGCUUUACUUGCUGUCUGUAUAAUAGCUUGAAGCUAGAGCCUUACUAAGAGCUCAUGGAUUGCCCACCUACUCAAUUUCUCCACGUUCCAGCCCGUCACCUUGACCUUCUCUACAGCAGCACAAAACUAUCAACCUUUCCAGGACUUUGCUGCUUCAAGGAAUUUAUUCUGGGAUCAUCCAGUGCCUCUGCCAGAAAUAAUAGUCCUCGAGUCAGUAAGGAGGGAAUUCAGUGCUUAGCUAAGUCAUUUUUUUCCUCUCACUCCAACGUAAUGGAACUAUAGAAUGCAGUCUGGUUGAAUUCUUUACAAGCACACAAUCUGAAAGAGAGCUCCCAAGGACAUGGUGCCUUUGUCUUUUCCCAAACCAUCAAUCAAGGUCUUUGAGCUCCAAGAUAUGACAACUAAGCAUUGUGUGUGUGCAGUAGAUGCUUUCUUCCUUUUCCUAAAUACAGUGUCUAUAUGGAAGUUUUCACGACAUCUUACCCAAGAGGAUAGCUCUAUCUGUCAAUAGAUACUCCAUACUGGAAAUUUUUUUCCUCCUAAUUGCCUUACAGGAUACUACUACCCAGGGAUGGAUGAAUGAGGUACCCUGCACAUUUCCCCCCCCUUCAAGGAAUAUUUUUGCCCUGGAGAAGAAUAUUCUUUUGUGUUUCACAAACCAAGUGUUGGAAGAUAUUAUUUUGUUCACAUAGUUAGAAAUUGUGGACUUUAAAAAACAACAACCAAAAACUGACUUCUUGUUUGAGGAAGGCUGUUGAGAUAAUUCCACUUUGUGGUAUGCAGUAGUCACUCUUCAUAGAAUUAGAUCCAUUUCCAGAAUGACAUCUCUUCAUUGGGGAAAAAAAAUAUAUUAAGUUUGAAGACUGAUAUGAAAGCCUCAUUUACCAGCCAGGUAUGAUCUGAUAGGAAGAGAUCCAAAAUUUUGAUCACCUUGCAUCAUGAGUGAGAUUCAUUAGGAAAAAAAAUGUUGAGAAGGUGGUGUCUUUUCUAAAACAUGAUCAUUAAAAAUUGAUCAGCAAAGCAGAAAAGUGAUCACUACCUUUUGCAGCCAUAGUAAUACUCCAUCUGGUGCUGUUUGAGGAGGCUGACCAGGUACUGGCUCCCAUCGCUGGAUUUAUUAAUUUCCCAAGAAUUCAUCCACAUGGAGAAUUCCUAGAGAAGAUGCCUAUCCUUUAUAGUCGUUCAGGGUCCAAUUGGUAUACCCACUGCUAGAACAUUUCUUGCCCCUUCCUACAUCCCAUUUUGGGUUUCAGGUAUAAAAGUCUUUAGUUAAUGCUUGUUUAUCCCUCAUCAACAGCAGUGGGCACUCGAGUGUGCUUUUUAAAGUGUUCACUAUGGAUUGUUGUUCCUACAAUCCCUGGCCAUUAGCUGUGCCAUUUAGGUUUAAUGGGAGAUGCAGUCCAUAGUCAUAGUGGGCCAUCAGAUUGUCUAUCCCUGGUUAACAGACUACUGCCUGUAAGGUCUGUGAUGCUUUGGAGCCUAGCAGGGCUCCAUUCUCCAUUUUCCCCAUCUCUUCUCUUAUUGGUUCUUCUGACAGAAUUGGCAGCAAGGGAAGUCACAUGAUCCGAGACUUCUUUUUCAGCCAGGACCAAUCCACUUUGGCCAUAUUCCCUACCCCACCGCAAAAUCACUACUCAUUCUCUCAGAGAAAGGAAAGGUGGAAGAAAGUAUUUUUAAAAAUAUAUCUCUCUCUCUUCUUUCUCUCCCCUUUUGUAGACCCUUACUGCAAACACCUAACAUUAACUCACAUUGUUCUGAAACAUCCAUGUUGUUGUUUUGAGUCCAAGAGACGAAUGUUCAGAAGGCAAAUGGCAAGAUGAAAAGACAGAUCUUCUUUGUGUAAAUGUUCACACAGGAGUGAGGGGAAAAGCUAUUCUCACUGUUAAGGUUGACAGGUCUUAAAUUAUUGACAGAAAUUCAUUUCUAGAAUUAGGGGUGAAUUAUUUCUUGAAUAUGACAUGGUGUGUUCCUUGAGAAAUGGGUUAUUAACUAAACUACUGCUAUGAUAGCUUGAAAUGAUGUUUGACUACUGAAAUGUACAUGCACAUUGGCUAGCUUUCUUUUUCCCUUCUUUCUGGGAGUCAUAUAGUGCCAUGGUAUAAGCAGACCAGAUAUGCUGAUUGGUAAGCUGUGCCUGCUCUUCUUUUUUUCUUUUUUAAAAUAUAUGUAUAUAUUAACCAUGCUUAAAUGCAGUUAUGUUGCUGGCCAAUAAAAUUAAACGUGUCUUUA
Molecule: messenger RNA, 3204 nt
Organism: Pantherophis guttatus
Lineage: Eukaryota; Metazoa; Chordata; Lepidosauria; Squamata; Colubridae
Gene: CD151
Product: CD151 molecule (Raph blood group)
Biological process (GO): cell migration
Cellular component (GO): plasma membrane
Source: RefSeq, a predicted model, not a curated record